CAUUAUUUGUUUAUAAUUUUAGAGCUUUAGUUGAAGAUCCCAAACGUAUGGAAUUAGAAGUGGAUUUUUAUAUGCCAAAAGUAAUAUCGACAGGAAACUUUAAAGCCGAGGGUAAAAUCGGAGAAAUUCCAAUAAUGGGAAAAGGUUUCUUCAAUGUAUCGUCUUACGAUGUUACUGGCACUUGGGCACUAAAAGGUGACACAAUUAAAUUAGAUGGUCAACGUCACAUGCGUAUCAAAGAUGUUGGUAUGAAAUUGGACAUUGGUGACAUGAAAAUAUACGCCACUAACUUAAUUAACGGAAGCCCCGAACUAAGUCAAAUGGCUUUAUCAUUUGUAAAUCAAUUUUGGCGUGUUAUAUUCCAAGUAAUGAUGCCAUUUGCUGAAGAAGCUUUUGAAAAAAUUACCAAGCCAGUUCUUAACCAAGUGUUCCUGGAAAUACCAUACGACCAACUGUUCCCUCCAAGUCGCAAAUAAUUCAGUCUCUCAAAAUCAUCAUUAAUACUACUUUUAACGUUUUUUUUUGAAGAAUUGGAUUUUAUAUUUUUGUUUAUAAGUUAAGAUUUUUAUUAAAUAAUAAUUAUAUAAGUGAUCUUUCUGUUCUAUGUUCAUCAUAGUGAUGAGCAUGAAAAAAUGUAUUAUUGUCAAAAUAGAGUGUUAUUUAUUAUUAAUGUU
Messenger RNA from Daktulosphaira vitifoliae (grape phylloxera), 674 nucleotides. RefSeq lists its product as uncharacterized. NCBI's taxonomy places the organism in Eukaryota, Metazoa, Arthropoda, Insecta, Hemiptera, Phylloxeridae. The coding region runs from base 48 to 476 and encodes 142 amino acids. The transcript has 3 exons. The record is from RefSeq and is a predicted model, not a curated record.